Aspergillus clavatus NRRL 1 is the source of this 2640-nucleotide messenger RNA. RefSeq names its product DNA ligase (ATP) CDC9. NCBI's taxonomy places the organism in Eukaryota, Fungi, Ascomycota, Eurotiomycetes, Eurotiales, Aspergillaceae. Gene Ontology annotation, cellular component: nucleus; mitochondrion. The record is from RefSeq and is a predicted model, not a curated record. The transcript has 4 exons. Bases 1 to 2640 code for a protein of 879 amino acids. Gene Ontology annotation, biological process: Okazaki fragment processing involved in mitotic DNA replication; DNA biosynthetic process; DNA recombination. Gene Ontology annotation, molecular function: ATP binding; DNA ligase (ATP) activity; DNA binding.
AUGGCCGACUCCAAGGGCAGAAAACAAGCUACAUUGGGGAGGUUCUUCGGCUCCAGUGCGGAUGCGCCAAAAGGAGCGCCCAAGAAGCAGACCACCCUCGCCUUUUCGAGCAAGAAAGACAAGAAGAGCGAUGCCGCCGCAGAAGAACCGAGCUCGGAACAGUCCCCAUCCGUAUCAACAGCCGUGGCCGAGUUGAAAAAUGGGGUGGAUGUGAAGAUGGAGGAUAUUCCCAAGGAGGCCGCGGUGGCUCAACCAAACGGUUCUCCAAGCGCCAAGUCUUUGAAGAGAGAGAAGAGCAGCGAUGAAGACAGUGACUCCGAUAUCCAACCAGCACAGAAACGACGCCGGAAAAGUUCGCGGGGAGCAGAAGCUGCCCCCACUGUGCGCAAGAAGUCGCCGUCCCCCAAGAGUCCUAAAAAGCGCGGGGGUAAGGCUAAAGAAGCCUCUCCUCCUGCCGUUAUCAGGAAAUCAUCUGGUGAAGAAACCCCCGAAAAGGAGUCUGAACUAUCGGACGAGGAGGAAUUGGAACUAGUCAGCGACGAGGAGGAAGACAAGCCCGAAGUGAUGACCAAGACGAUGGAAAAAGUGCAGGCGACAUUGAAAGCGACAGGGACUGAGCCAUAUCCUGACUGGAAACCAAGACAGCCCGUCCCAUAUGCUGCUCUGUGCAAGACAUUUUCCCUCAUUGAGAUGACCACAAAGCGAUUGAUCAUCUUAGCGCAUUGUUCUCUUUUCCUGCGUCAAGUUCUCCGCUUGACGCCACAAGAUCUUCUCCCUACAGUUCAGCUGAUGAUUAACAAGCUGGCUGCCGACUACGCGGGGAUUGAGCUGGGUAUCGGCGAGUCAUUCAUCAUGAAGGCCAUCGGCGAGAGUACCGGUCGUAGCCUGGCGGUGAUCAAAGCAGACCAACACGAGAUCGGCGAUCUGGGUUUGGUGGCGGCCAAGAGUCGUUCCAACCAGCCAACCAUGUUCAAGCCAAAGCCAUUGACUGUCAGGGGAGUGCAUGAAGGCCUACUUGCUAUUGCCAAGAUCCAGGGUCAGGGAUCCCAAGAGAAGAAGAUCUCCGCCAUCAAAAAACUACUGUCUGCGGCUGAUGCUGCAACGGUGGGUAAGGGUGUCGAUAUUACAAAGGACAAGGGGGGUCCUAGCGAAGCCAAAUUCAUAGUCCGAUUCCUGGAAGGGAAAUUGAGACUGGGUCUGGCCGAGAAGACAGUUCUUGUGGCACUGGCUCAAGCAGUGGUGGCCCACGAAGCCGCUGUGAAGGGCGAAAAGUUGCCGACUCCCGAGAAGAUGGCUCAGGGUGAGGCGGUCUUGAAGACGGUGUACAGCGAGCUGCCUGCCUACGAAGUCAUUAUUCCUGCGAUGCUCGAGCAUGGCCUGCUUGAUCUGCCCAAGGUCUGCAAGUUGCAACCAGGCGUUCCCAUCAAGCCCAUGCUUGCGAAGCCUACCAAAUCCAUUACGGAAGUGCUCAACCGAUUUGAGGGCAAGGAUUUCACCUGCGAAUACAAGUACGACGGGGAGCGAGCUCAGAUCCACUAUGUUGCUCCUGAUGCCAUUAAGCAUUAUCCAGGCGCGACCGCUACCUUACAGAGAGAUUCAAAGGGGCUUAGUGCCAUCUUCUCUCGAAACUCGGAAGACUUGUCGAAGAAGUACCCCGAUGUACUGGCUAAACUCGACAACUGGGUCAAGGACGGAGUGAAGAGCUUUGUCUUGGAUUGCGAGACCGUGGCUUGGGACAUGGAGAACAAGAAGGUUCUCCCGUUCCAACAGCUGAUGACGCGCAAGCGCAAGGACGUCAAGGCAGAGGAUGUCAAGGUCAAGGUCUGCAUUUUUGCGUUUGACCUUCUGUUUCUGAAUGGCGAGGCUACUGUCAAGAAGUCGUUACGAGACCGACGAGAACUUCUCCACAGCUCCUUCAACGUAUCGGAGGGCGAGUUCCAAUUUGCCCAGCAUGGCGAUACCAAUGAUCUGGAAGAGAUCCAGACCCUCCUCGACGACAGCGUCAAGGCAUCAUGCGAAGGCUUGAUGGUGAAGAUGCUGGACACGGAAGAGAGUGGCUACGAGCCCAGCAAACGAAGUCGUAACUGGCUCAAGGUCAAGAAAGAUUAUCUCGCCGGCGUCGGAGACUCUCUUGAUCUCGUCGUGUUGGGUGCCUACCAUGGCCGUGGCAAGCGGACGUCCGUCUACGGCGCUUUCCUCCUGGCUGCGUAUAACUCCAGCACGCAGACCUAUGAGACAGUCUGCAAUAUUGGAACCGGAUUUUCCGAAGCCGCUCUUGAGGAGUUCUACCAGGAACUUUCACCACUGACGAUCGACCGUCCCAAGCCCUUCUACUCGCAUUCUACCGUCCCCAAAGACCAACCCGAUGUGUGGUUCGAACCGCGGCUGGUAUGGGAAGUCAAGACAGCGGACCUGACCCUGAGCCCGCGGUACAAGGCUGCCGCGGAUGAGUUUAUGGGGACCGCUGGUGGCGGAAAGGGUGUCUCCCUCCGGUUCCCACGGUUCAUCAAGUCUCGCGACGACAAGAAGCCCGAUCAGGCGACGACGACGAGGGCUGUGGCAGAGAUGUAUCGAAAGCAGGAGGCUGUUCUGAAAGAGAGCAGCGGGAAGGGCGGUGUGGACGAUGACUUUGAAUAUUGA